AUGGUAUCCAAGUGCGUUUCAUGGUUGCUGGUAGGCGCAGCUCUCGCGUCCGGAGCAGAAAGCAGGGCUCCGAACGACACGCUUUGCAGGACCCUUCUCAACGCCACCAUCUUUAACGCAACAACCAUAACCUCCGUAGAUCUCCUCUCAGCCGGUUCAAAUUUUACCGGCACAUCAGUCGAGACAAGUUACGACACCGCUCAAACAAAUCUCCCAGAACUUUGCCGAGUGAAAUUCACAACUCGAACAAGCUCCAAUAGCUCCGCCAAAGCAGAAGUGUGGCUUCCCUCUUCCUGGAGCGGCCGCUUUCUCGCAGUAGGCAAUGGGGGGUUCGCAGGCGGUAUAAACUACCCCGACGUUGUCUGGGGAGUACGGAAAGGUUUCGCCACGUUGAGCACGAAUGUGGGACAUGAUUCGACGCAGCUGGAUGGGACCUGGAUGCUGAACUCUCCGGACAGACUCAUCGACUUUGGAUAUAGGGCCCUGCAUUCGACGACCGUGGCUGCGAAAGAUAUCGUAAAGGGGUAUUAUUCAGCAGAAGCAGAGUGGGCGUACUAUGCUGGUUGUUCGACUGGUGAGUGGGCGUUGCACCCUGUCCAGUUGUUUUUGCUUAUGGCGCAUCGCAGGUGGCAGACAGGGUCUCAGCGCCGCACAGCGUUAUCCGCAAGAUUAUAAUGGUGUUCUCGUGGGGUCAGCCAUCGCUUCUCAAACCAACACUUCCGGAUGGCAGACAUACGUCGCUCUGAACCAGUUUCCAAACAAUCACAGCUCUUAUAUCCCCGCUUCUAUGUGGCCAACAAUCCAUGAAGCUGUCUUGAAGCAAUGUGAUCAUUUGGAUGGGAUUCAGGAUGGCAUCAUCAUGGAUCCAUCACAGUGCGCAUUUCACGCGGAGGUCCUGCUCUGCGAGAAGAGCAUAUCUAAUUCGAGCGCUUGUCUGAAUGCGGAUCAAGUCCAGAAUCUGGAAAGGAUGUACCGGCCAUGGCUAGACGCGUCGAGCAACUUGAUCAAUCCUGGUAUUUCUCCAAGCGGCGAGCUCAGUUUCGCAACCCUUAUGAACGGGGACGAGCCAGCCUUUGGCCCAGAAUUCUAUCGAUAUGCCGUCUUCAACGCUUCUAAUUGGAACUGGGCAGAGACGAAUGCCAGCACGAUUGCAUUCGCAAACAACAUCAAUCCGGGAGGAUGCAAUGCUUACAACCCAGACAUGCGACCAUUCCAGGAUGCGGGUGGGAAGUUGAUCCAAUAUCACGGAUAUGCCGACCCAUUGAUUCCAUCUUUAACAGCGCCUGCUUGGUACGAUACGUUGAAAUUCUUUUACAGUAGCAUCGACAAGGCAGACGAGGUAGCUGCAUUCUAUCGGCUGUUUCUGGUGCCGGGCAUGGGUCAUUGCAACGGUGGCGUUGGGGGCUGGGUAAUCGACGCUGCCAGUCAGGGAGGCGUCAUUCCGGCUGACUACAGCAGAGACCAUUCAAUGCUGUGGUCUCUUGUCGACUGGGUGGAAGGCGCUGGAAAGAGCUCCAACGGCUCGGCAAGCAAAGCUCCAGAGAUGGUCAUUGGCACCAAGUUCUUGAACGACACGGCAAGUCUAGGCGUGGAUUUUGAGCGGCCAAUCUGUAGGUGGCCGGCAGUGGCGGAGUAUAAAGAUGGACCAGUAGCAGAAGCGGCCAGUUGGACAUGCCCUACGGAGCGGGUGUAUUGA
Lecanosticta acicola is the source of this 1696-nucleotide messenger RNA. NCBI's taxonomy places the organism in Eukaryota, Fungi, Ascomycota, Dothideomycetes, Mycosphaerellales, Mycosphaerellaceae. The record is from the annotation of a GenBank genome assembly.